GGCAUGUAGGUAGACAAAGAAAAAAAGGGGAAAAAGCGAAAGCGUGGACAUAAUAAGUCCUUAUGUAUUUGAGGUGUGUUUCACUUACUAGGUGGUAACAUUAAUUUUCAAGUCUUACUUUGUUUGUGCAACUUGAUUUAUAAAUGUUUGCUUGUCAAAAUCAUUUCUCAUUGCCAUCUAUAUAUUAAUGUUUAAUUCACGUUAUGGUUUUUAUAGCAUUUUAUUUAGUUUAACUAACCAAAUUGAUUUUUUCUUUUUAUCUUUUCAAUAGGUUGAUGGCUCGGAAAAGAAAGCGAGUGCGUGAAACCGAAAAUUCUGACAACAACGAAUGCGAGGAAGAAAGAGGUCGCACGGUGCUUAGAAUGGUUGGGAAAGCUAUCCAGGCUGUCUCAAAAAUCCCUUUACAAUGGCAUCCAACCAAAAGAAUCCCUAUUGGGAGUCAUAGAGGUCAUUUUUCCACCUAUAUUGGUGUAGUUGUGCGUGAAAGAGUAAGUAUCACCUACAACAAGUGGUUAAAUGUUCCACAAGCAGUUCUAGAUCAUUUGUAUGACAAUAUCUCGAGGGGGGUUUGAUGUCCUUGAAGGUAGCAAAAGAUGGAUACUAAAUCGAGCUUCUGAUCGGUGGAGAGCUUUCAAGACUAGACUAAGACUUAGGUGGUUGUAUCUCAAAGAUGGAUCAAUUAACAGUACACCACCUUUGAAAUAUCCUUUUAUAACUCCGAAUGAUUGGGGGGCAUUCAUCACAGCUUGUAGUUCUAAUGACUUCAAGAAAUUGAGUGAAAGUAAUCGUGAAAGGUCUAAAAAGAAGACCUCAAAGUAUCGAGGUGGGAGACUAGGCUAUCAAUAUUUUGAAGAAGAAAUUGUAAGUAUAUGUUGCUUUUAUUCUGCCCUUGAUAUGAUCUAUCCUAUGUCCCUAUGUCCACAUUCUCCAUUAUGCUAUCAAAUUUUUGUGUUGAUGUCCCUUCUAUUGUCUCAACUCUCAAUAAAGAACAAAUAAAUACCAUUGUCGCGACAAUGGUAGUUAGACCUCUCUGGUUACAUAAGAUAAAAUAUCAAAGUAUGAUAAUACGAGUAGUAUGUAAGAAUGAAUGGUUAUUAAAAGAAAUCACGUGCCUUGAAUAAAUCUUUAAUUAUACUUCUUAAUUGUUAUUGAGUCGGUGAUUAAAUGAGGAGUCAAUGAGAUGGUUCGUUCGUUAAGAAAGGUUAAAUAUUAAGCUUAUUACCACUCUUUUGUUGAAGGAGUUUUCGAUGUUAUGUCCAAAGCAACUUUGUAACAUUGUUAGUGAUUUUGAAAGCGAUACCUGAAAAUAGUACAGGAAACAUUCAUAACAGUUAGAAGAAAUCAAUUAAUCACUUGAAUCUACAGAGUAAAGACAAACGGUACAAAUUGAUGAUAUAUAGUGUGAUCGAGAUGUUGAUCAAACUUCAACUGUAAGCUGAUUAAAUCUUGGCAUACAAUAUAGUAAAGUUAGGCUCAACAUAUGCCACUGAAUUCGAGUUUUUGCUUUUAGCAUUGAAAACAACCAGAAUGUCUUUUACCAAAAUAUGAUCAAUGGAAAUAAAUCUAUCAUAAACUGGCAGAAUCUAACCCCAAAUUUACAACAUCAAAAGUUGGAAAUCUUCAUGAUCAAGGGAGUUUUUUUUUUUUCGUUAAAACUUAGUUUUCUUAUACAUUCACAAACACAAAGAACAGAAUCUAUAUAAUAAGUAAAAGAUGUAUGAUGCUAUUGUCCUAACAAACUGAGUUCAUAUUCCACUGUCCUGUUCUUCUGCUACUGUCCUGUUCUUUUUUUUAUUAUUAUGCUACUGUCCUAAUAAACUGAGUUCAUAUGCUACUGCCCUGUUUUUCUGCCACAAUUAGCCGUUGCUUGUGUUGGUGUUGAGGGGUUGUCCUGCUGCUGUUGUGUUUUGUUUUUACCUCCUGUUGUACACGAAAGUGAUUGGUGGUGGGUGCAUUGCACUAUCAUUACUCAUUGCUCUUCAUUUCACUGUAAUGCCAUAAGUGAUUUUAUGUUUGUUGCUUUCUUAUUAAAUUAUGAAGUUGUCUCUUCCUUGACAAGUUAUAAAAUUCUUAAAAGGGGUAGUGUUGUAUGAAUUAGCAUAACUGAUUACUGGAUAUAGUGCGAGGGUGGGGGGGAGUUGUAUGCUGGGAUGCUCGAGGGAAGUUGGUUGCUUGCUACUUCUGUGAGGCGUGUAGAUGUGUGUGUUGGGGGGUUGACCUUGCAGAAGCUUGUGCUGCUAACUAGGUUUGGUGCGAGAAGAUUGGGGUUUAUGAAAGUGCACUUAGAAUGUGAUGGUCUUGCUGUUGUCCAAGCAAUUUAGAACAAGAAGAUUGGAGUUGUUGUCCUUUGUGCUAGAAGGUUGGAACUAUGUGGUAGAAGAUUAAAACUCAGUGCACAAUAGAGAACAAAUUGCUGGUAAAGAUUGUCCACUUGGACAGAAGCAGCUUGAAAUAUUGAAUACAUCCCCAUUUUUUUAAAUGACAUCCCAGAUUCCCAGUGGCUUUAGCUACACAUGAUAGCAGAACACAAUAUCUAUGUUCUGUUCAUGUUUCAUCAAGGCACAUAAGAAACUCGAACAUUUAACCAAGAUAAAAUGAAAAAUUAGCAGAAGAAAAAGAAGGCAAAUACCUCAAUUGGAUUAAAUUUCCAAACUGAGGGAAGUAAUUAAUAAGCAAUAUUCACUGCUAUAAUUUAAAGAAAUUAAAAUCCAUGUAACAACUUCUAAUUUUCGUAGCUAUAGAAGGCUGCAAAAGUUUUAAAACACAAAGUUGAUAAGAUGAUCUCCUACAGAACAAGAAAAUAAUGAUAUGUCCAUUUUGUAUAGUGUUUUACCCCCGUCCCUUAGUCGUU
Molecule: messenger RNA, 2851 nt
Organism: Chenopodium quinoa (quinoa)
Lineage: Eukaryota; Viridiplantae; Streptophyta; Magnoliopsida; Caryophyllales; Amaranthaceae
Exons: 3
Coding region: 547-996 (149 amino acids)
Source: RefSeq, a predicted model, not a curated record